Molecule: messenger RNA, 420 nt
Organism: Plasmodium relictum
Lineage: Eukaryota; Apicomplexa; Aconoidasida; Haemosporida; Plasmodiidae
Product: conserved Plasmodium protein, unknown function
Exons: 1
Coding region: 1-420 (139 amino acids)
Source: RefSeq, a predicted model, not a curated record
AUGUCGAUUUUUAAAAGAUACUUUUCUAGAUUUAUAAAUAAUACAUCAAAAAAAACUGCAAGAAAAAAUUUUCAUAAAAACUUAGCAAAUUAUAAAAAUACAACAAAUAAUAUUACAAAUCAAAAUGAGAAUAACAAAUUAAGUAGGGGUGGAGGAUUAUUAAGUACUUUUUAUGAAAGUUUUAUAUAUGGUUGUGGGUUUUUUUUAAGUAACAGAUUACUGGAUCAAAUAUUUGGAACUAGGCAUUAUGAUACUUAUAGUAAUAAUACAGAUAACUAUAUGAAUGAAAAUCAUGACGGUUAUACAAAUCAAAAUCAAAAUAAUUACGCAGAUGAAAAUUUUUAUAACAAUGAUUCUACCAUUGACGAUAGUGACUUUAAGCAAGAUAUAGGACUUGAUGAUGAUACUUUUGAAAUUUAA